UGCAAUAAAAGUAUAAAAACUCAGUAACAUGCCGUCAUUGUUCAACUGUUUUAUUUUAAAGUAAAUAUUUAUUAUUGUUAUUGUGAUGAAUGUAUAAAUGUUUGGUGAUCGUGUAACGGUUUUGCACCCCUGAAAUUAUCAGUAAAUUAAGUGGCAACACUGCGAUCAGCUGUUCCAUAUUCAAAUUGAUAAGACUGCGUGUUUUCGGGUAAGACUCAGAUAGAAGCAGAUUGGAAGGUCAAGUUCGCUGGGGAGGAAAACAAGAAACUGAUAGACAAGAUGGAGACCAAGGAACUUGAAGUCAACAAAACCCUGCCAUUUGACCCCUACCUGUUCACGGUCAACAUUUCGUUGCGCCAGAUCGAGGAGAUUGCCAUGACCGUUUCCCAACGCUGCCAUGUGAGCGGGGUCAACGAGGUUGCGUGGGCACUCAGAGCUCUGAUGCUGACCGAUCUGACCACACUGGCCGGAGAUGAUACCGCGGCAAAUGUCCGGAGACUUUGCCUGCGUGCCUGCUAUCCUUUCGAGCCGCAGUUCUUUGACAAAUUCUUUGACCGCGCCCUAAUCUCUGAGAUGCACACCGCAGCUGUCUGCGUUUAUCCGGCAAGAGUGAAGGACGCCUACCAAACCCUACUGCAAUACGACAAACUGGAUAAGGUUGCUAUUGCAGCAGUCGCCACAGGAUUCCCAACUGGUCAGUACGGCCUACAGACGCGCCUCCAGGAGAUAAGCCAUGCCAUUCUGGCCGGAGCCACCGAGAUCGACAUUGUGAUCAACCGGCAACUAGCUUUGGUGGGAGACUGGGAAGGAGUCUACAACGAGGUGGUGCUCAUGCGUAGUGCCUGCGGCCAGCAGGCUCACCUCAAGACUAUCUUGGCAAUUGGUGAACUGGGCACAAUGGAGAAUGUCUAUAAAGCGGCCAUGGCUUGCAUGUUGGCCGGAGCCGAUUUCAUUAAGACCUCCACAGGCAAGGAGACCGUUAAUGCUACUCUCCCCGUCGGCCUGGUUAUGAUUUUUGCCAUACAGGAGUUUAAACGCCGAACCUGCCAGAUUGUGGGUCUCAAGCCAGCGGGAGGAGUGAGGACAGUUCGAGAUGCCAUUGCCUGGAUGACGCUUGUCAAUGAAACGCUUGGACCCCGCUGGUUGCAACCCGAACGAUUCCGCUUUGGGGCUUCCGGACUGCUGGACGAUAUCGAACGCGUGGUGCGCGAGGGAGUGGCCAGAAUGGAGGCCGAAGAGGCCCUCAAGAACCAGGUAGUUCCUGCCGAGGUUGCUGCUGCCGAAGGCUUCUGCAAGGAACUUAAGAAGAAGCAAAAGGAGGCAAAGUAACGAGCUCUUCUGUACCCACAACUCAUUGAAAUUGCAUAUAAUUGUAGCAUUUUUUAAACUGACUUAACCUAGCAAAAAAUACCCUAAGAGUGACGUUUUUUGGUCAAAUCCUUGGUCUGCUCCUCGCCAUAAAUAAACUUGUGAGGUGUGGACCCGCA
Messenger RNA from Drosophila bipectinata, 1487 nucleotides. RefSeq names its product deoxyribose-phosphate aldolase. NCBI's taxonomy places the organism in Eukaryota, Metazoa, Arthropoda, Insecta, Diptera, Drosophilidae. Gene Ontology annotation, cellular component: cytoplasm. Gene Ontology annotation, biological process: deoxyribonucleotide catabolic process; carbohydrate catabolic process. Gene Ontology annotation, molecular function: deoxyribose-phosphate aldolase activity. The record is from RefSeq and is a predicted model, not a curated record.